Momordica charantia (bitter melon) is the source of this 745-nucleotide messenger RNA. NCBI's taxonomy places the organism in Eukaryota, Viridiplantae, Streptophyta, Magnoliopsida, Cucurbitales, Cucurbitaceae. The record is from RefSeq and is a predicted model, not a curated record.
AUGUCGGGAUUAUUUAUUGCCGAAGUGAAAGUCAUCCUGGCUGCAAAAAUAAAAAAAAAAAAAGCAAAAGAGACACAAGCCAUGCAUCCCACAGAAAGGCAUAUGGUUCUGUUGCUUGUGUUGGCAAGUCUGUUGGUGGUGGCUGAUCAACAAAUAAUAACCCAAAUAGGGCAGGCACUGAAAAACAUACCUGUAAAGAAUCCUGAUACAGCUUGGCACAUUCAUGUGGUGAAUGGGCUGAGCAAAGACUCUUUAUUUGUGCACUGCAAAUCCAAAGACAAUGACGUUGGCUUACACAACUUGGCUCGUGGAUUUGAAAUCCAAUGGAGCUUCGAUGAGAACGUUUGGGGGACGACACUAUUUUGGUGCUUCUUGCGGAAGCCCGGUGCCACUGCCUCGUUCGAUGUCUUCUGGGUUGAAAGUCGUCAUAAUUGGCUCCACCAUAGGUGCGCCAUAUUAACUUGUAUUUGGAUAGCCAAAGAUGAUGGAAUUUACUUGAGAAACAAUUCCGAUCACAUCGAUGAAUUGAUUCACAAGUGGGGUAAGUAAAACUUUGGCUCAUCUUUAUUAUAGUAUUAAUAAACAAAGAUAAAUUAUUUAUGAAGGGGGCAACAAAUGAAAAUUAGGUUAUUUACCUAAUACUAGUCAAUGGCGGAUCUAGGAUUUGAUUUCAGGGUAAGAUAUAUCACCAUAAACUUUGAUAAGCGUUGCAAUCAGGUGCUAUACGAAAUUAAUAGCAUUUAGA